This is a messenger RNA of Bursaphelenchus okinawaensis, 3486 nucleotides long. The record is from the annotation of a GenBank genome assembly. Lineage: Eukaryota; Metazoa; Nematoda; Chromadorea; Rhabditida; Aphelenchoididae.
AUGAUAAGGACGUUUGUUUUUCUGUUGUUUACCGUAGUUGUUUCUUUUGCGAAUGUUAAGUUUAAAGAGUUGGGUCCAGCGUUGCCGGAGGAAGGGCUGAGAACGGUAGGUUUGGGGUACGGUAGGGUGCUGUGGGUUAGGGUAGGGCAGGGUCUGAAACGCUAGUCUAAGGUAAGUUAGGGUAGUAUAGGGCAUGGUACGGCAUGGUAGGAUAUGGUUGGGUAGGGUAGCGUAGGGCAUGGUAGGGCAGGGCUGGGCAGGGUAAAAUAAGGUAGGGUAGAGUAAGAUAGGGUAGGGUGGAGUAAGCCUUAUACUUUAGUGUCAUUUUCAGGACACAUUGAUCAAAUACUGGGGAUAUUCAGCUGAAAAACAUUACGUUACCACUGAAGAUGGCUACAUUAUUGAGAUCCACCGGAUUCCAAGAGGAAAAGGUAAAACUUUUUUUAGAUAAAAUGAUAAAACCUUUUAUUUAGAGCUAUAAAAGUAACUAAUUCUUCUUUAAAAUUUCAACAACAAUAAUAUUUUAGAUAAAAAAACAUCAAAUCACGGUCAAAAGCCAGUGGUUUUAUGUAUGCACGGUCUUCUAGAAUCCAGUGCAUCGUAUGUUUUCAAUCUUCCUAGUCAAUCGCCAGGUAAGAUUCUUUACCGUACUCUAACCUGCCCUGCCCUACCCUACCCUACCCUACCCUACCCUACCCUGCCCUACCCUACCCUACCCUACCCUACCCUACCCUACCCUACCCUACCCUACCCUACCCUACCCUACCCUACCCUACCCUACCCUACCCUACCCUACCCUACCCUACCCUACCCUACCCUACCCCUACCCUACCCUACCCUACCCUACCCUACCCUACCCUACCCUACCCUACCCUACCCUACCCUACCCUACCCUACCCUACCCUACCCUACCCUACCCUACCCUACCCUACCCUACCCUACCCUACCCUACUCUACUCUACCCUACCCUACUCUACUCUACCCUAGCCUACUCUACCCUACCCUACCCUACCUUUCCCUACUUUAUCCUGCCCUACUUUACCCAACUUUACCUUUUUCUGCCUUGCCUUCCCUUACUCUUAUUGUCACACCUAUGCCUACAUGAUCAACCCUUUUUUAGCCUAUGUCUUUGCCGAUCACGGCUUCGACGUCUGGCUUGGCAAUGUUCGUGGCAACACUUAUGGUCGGAAUCACACCAUUUUGAGUACAAAAGACGAGAAAUUCUGGAAGUUCAGGUGGGUCACGUUGUUUCUUAUCACUUCAUCAACACGCUGCAAGGUUUAAUGGUCGUAAAAUUUUAUUUAUUUGGUCAGAAGUUUAAAAAAUUUGUUGUAAAGAAAGUCCUUGCAAGUUCUUGUCGUUUUAUGUUUUGUAAAGAAAGUUCUUGCCAUUUUUUUGUUUUUUAAAGAAAGUUCUUGCCAUUUUUGGCUUUGUAAAAAACGUUUUUGCCAUUAAAGCUAUUUUUAAAUUCAGUUGGCCAGACCAUGCCCACAAGGAUUUACCAGCCAUUUUGGACAAGAUAUACGACGUGACAGGCCAAAAACGAGUAUAUUAUGUUGGUCAUAGUCAAGGCAAUCUGAUUUUGUUUGCUCAAUUGGCUGAGAAUCCGGAAUUUUCAAAUCGAAUUAUACGACACUUUGCAUUGGCACCAGUUUACACUGUAAAACAUAUUAAAGGAUUACUGUGGUUUUUGGCUAAGGUCGUGUAUCCUAAUCAGCAGGUAAGUGAAUAUGAAAAUAUCAAACUUGGUUCUUAAGGAAGGCUAUAAUAAGAGUUUAUGUUAUUAAAGCCUGUGUUACGGUAGGUUGGCUUACGAUAGGUUUGAGUUACAGUAGCUUUGGGAUACAGUAGGUUUGGGUUAAGGAAGGUUUGGGUUACGGUAGGUUUGGGUUACGGUAAUUUUGAGUUAUGGUAUGUUUAGUUUACUGUAGAUCUGGUUUAAGAUAAAUUUGGAUUACGGUAGGGGUGGAUUACGGCAGGUUUAGGAUACUGUAGUUCACGGUACGUUUGAGUCACGGGUGGCGGUAGCUUUGGGUUUCGGUAGGUUGAGGUUACGAUAGGAAUCUUAAGCCUACUAUGCCUAACUUUACUAAGCCUAAGCCUACUUAUCUUAAACCUACGGAGCCUAGAACUGCUAAGCCUAAGCCUACUAAACCACAGCGUGCUAAGCCUAAGCCUACUAAGCCUAAGCCUACUAAGGCUAAGCUAACUAAAUAAGUCUACUAAGACUAAGCUUAUUACUUUUAAGCGUGACUAUUCUUCCCUCUAAUCUAAAGAUUAAAUUUAACUUUUGGUUAAUUCUAAAAUAAGCCUAAGAAGCCAAAUUACAUUUCAGAAAGCGGAAGAAGUGUUAGGAAACCACGAAUUCAUGGGUAAUCACCUUAUCAUCAAGGCCUUUGCUCGGAUGAUUUGUGACUCAUACAAAGGUCAGCACGAGAUCUGCAACAACAUCAUAGCCCUCAUCGAUGGUCCAAACUCAAACCAACUCAAUGUCUCUCGUCUCUCCGUUUACACUAGUCACUCACCAGCUGGCACUUCAACCCAGAAUCUGCUACACUGGCUACAGAACGUGUACACCGGCAUCAUGGAGAAGUACGACUAUAGGAAUGACAAACUUAAUGUGAAGGCCUAUGGCCACAUUACCCCGCCCAAAUAUGACAUUUCUAAAAUUAGGGGGCUGAAGUUGCAUAUCUAUUCGAGUGAAGAGGAUUGGCUAGCUGAUCCGGAUGAUAUGCUCAACUUGAUGUACUCUAUGCCGGAGGGGGUGGUUCAGGUGAGGUUUUGAGGAUUGGAAAGAAAGUUUUUGCUAUUUUUGCUUUGUAAAGAAAGUUAUUGCCAUUUUUGCUUUGUAAAGAAAGUUCUUGCCAUUUUUAGUUUUGUAAAGAAAGGUUCUGCCAUUAUAUGUUCUGUAAAGAAAGUCCUGGCCAUUUUUGAUUAAUUCGCACUGUGCAAUGAAUAAAUAACCCUGCACCGUGCAACCGACCAUAUGCACCGUGCAAUAAAUUUUUGCUGUUGACUUUUUGUAUUUUUACUUAAAUUAGGUAACAAAUUCUAUUACAACUUGUAGUAAAGACUGUAAAAAAAUUAUUGUAACUUGUUUUACUGUGAUAGCUUUAAAAAUAAUGACACAAUAAAUUUUUUUAAAAUAACUGCACCGUGCAGUUUAAGAAACUAAGCUAUUGGCUUUGUAAAGAAAGUUCUUGCCAUUUCUUGUUUUGUAAAGAAAGUUCUUGCCAUUUCUUGUUUUGUAAAGAAAGUUCUUGCCAUUUCUUGUUUUGUAAAGAAAGUUCUUGCCGAUUAUUACCUUUUUUUCAAAUUUAUUACUUAAAAUCAUAAAAAAAUUUUAAAUUUUAAAAUUUUCAGACCGAAAAAAUCUUCCCUGACUGGUCGCACUUGGACUUCCUAUGGGGUACUAAUGUCACCGAGUACAUUACUUUACCUAUAAUUCAAACGAUUCAAAAAUACGAUGGUAUCCGACUACGGUAA